Messenger RNA from Branchiostoma belcheri (Belcher's lancelet), 3782 nucleotides. Its product is annotated as splicing factor 1-like. Lineage: Eukaryota; Metazoa; Chordata; Leptocardii; Amphioxiformes; Branchiostomatidae. The record is from RefSeq and is a predicted model, not a curated record. Gene Ontology annotation, cellular component: nucleus. Gene Ontology annotation, biological process: regulation of mRNA splicing, via spliceosome. The transcript has 15 exons. Bases 332 to 1984 code for a protein of 550 amino acids. Gene Ontology annotation, molecular function: zinc ion binding; mRNA binding.
UGCAGUGUACGUCACGUGACCUGGUGACGUCGCCGCUGGGUUUUUACCGCCCGCCAUAUCUACAGUUUGGUGACGUUCUUUCUUUUGGCUCAUUUGUACAAAUUUUUAGCUUCAAACUCGACAUUUAGGACACAUUUAGGUACCACAAUGGCCACAGGUGCCAAUGCUACUCCUCUAGGACGGCUUCACCCUCUUCUAGCGAGUGGUGGAACCAAGCGAAUCGGCGGACGAAGAGGGUUCUGGUGGAAAUUGGAAUGAUAGGGAAGGCAGGUCAAAGAAGCGGCGUAGUCGCUGGCAACAAGACGUCGACAAAAAGACCAUCAUCCCUGGAAUGCCAACUGUCAUUCCUCCAAAUCUCCCCAAAGACCAAGAAAGACAGUAUCUAGUUCAUCUGCAAAUUGAGGAAAUUUCCCGGCGCCUUCGCACAGGAGAUCUGGGCAUCCCUCCCAACCCCGAAGACAGUGGUCUUUCGUACAGCGGUAUGACGGGACAGGAAUAUUCAAGACAGAGGUCGCCGUCUCCCGAGCCUAUCUACAACAGUGAGGGAAAGCGACUGAACACCCGCGAAUAUCGCACACGGAAGAAACUGGAGGAGCAGCGCCACAACCUCAUACAAGAGGCGCUGCGACUCAACACGGACUUCAAGCCUCCUGCCGACUACAAGCCUCCGGUGACCAGAGUGAGUGAUCGAGUAAUGAUCCCACAGGAAGAACAUCCAGACAUCAACUUUGUCGGCUUGCUGAUUGGCCCACGUGGAAACACUUUGAAGAAGAUAGAGAAAGAUACUGGAGCAAAGAUUAUGAUUCGCGGGAAAGGUUCCGUGAAGGAGGGAAAGAUCGGGCGUAAGGACGGCCAGCCACUGCCUGGCGAGGAUGAACCACUCCACGCGCUGGUGACCGCCAACAACGCCGAGUCAGUCCGCAAGGCCGUUGACGAGAUUAAAGCCAUUCUGAAACAAGGGAUUGAAACACCCGAGGGGCAGAACGAUCUGCGGCGUAUGCAGCUGCGGGAACUUGCGCGCCUGAACGGAACACUCCGGGAGGACGAUGCUCACCGGUGCACGAACUGCGGCUCAGCGGAACAUCGGACCUGGCAGUGUCCUGAGCAGCGAAACAUCACCAAUAACGUGGUGUGUACCAUGUGUGGCGGCGCCGGUCACAUCGCCUCCGACUGUCGGCAGAAGAGGCCAGGUGAAAUGGGAGGAGUGAACCCUGUCUCUGGAGUAGACAAGGCCAAAAUGGACAGUGAGUACAUGUCCUUGAUGGCAGAGCUUGGAGAGGGGCCGCCGCCACCUUCUUCUGGCCCAGGCAACCGUGGACCGCCACCUAACCGUGGACCACCACCAAACAUUGGCAACAGACCCCCCUGGAUGAGUGGACCCCCCAAGGCCAUAGGAGCCCCCCCUGGCGGCCCACCCCCUCCCGUUCCCCCACCCCCUAAUGUCCCCAGCAUGGUGCCCCCUCCCUCUACCAGUAUGUCGGGCAUGCCACCCCCCUCCAGCAAUGCUAACAUGCCCCCCUGGCAGAUGCCACCCCCCAAGACGUCCAUGAACAACAAUCAACAGCCACCACCACCAGUUCCCAUGGUGCCGCCGCCGCCCCCUCCCCCAUCAUCGAGCCAGCCGGCGCCCCCACCCCCACCAAGCAGUGGUAUCACCAGCCUGCCCUGGCAGAUGAGCAUGAGCACGGCCAGCACUACUUCCACCAUGGCCUCCGCUCCCUGGCAAAGUGCCCCUACCUCAGGAGGCCCACACAACCCUGGACCCCCGAUGCCAUGGCAACAGCAGAUGGUACAGCCCGUCCCCCCACCAGGCAUGCCCAUGAUGCCGCCACAGCCGCCCCUACCCCCCGGGCCGCCUCCCCCACCCCCUGGCGGGAUGUUCGGACAGGCCCCCCCUCCUCCCCCUAUGGAUUUCUCCCAAAUGGGCAUGCCCCCUGCUCCUCUUGGUAUGCCCCCUGCACCCCCUCCUCCCCCACCAAACUAAACCAAGUGGUACAGUCCACCAGAUCAAUUUGCAUACGUGAAAAAAAUGAAGAAAAGCGACAAAAAAAAGUGGAGUCAUCCUUUAGAGAAGCGUAGCACUUACAUUUGUGGAGAGAAUGAGGGGGGGCUGCAUGCGAUGGAAAAUCUGAGAUGCAGUGAAAAGUUUCAACAGCAGAUGGUGUCAAUUGUUGUUCAACUUCUUUAAUUUUCACGUUUUUAUAAGCACCGCUCUGUCUUUAAAAUAACAAACAAUAUGUAACUACAUGUACUAUUACGGAAAAGGACAUCUUGUACUAAACGUGGAAAGACAACAAGAAAAGGGCACUGAGAAAUAUGAUAAAGCAAGCCAUUUCUAACAUUCAUACAUAUAAGUAAAGUCACUGUUCCAUCAACAUCAACUUAAAAAUGUACAUUUAUAUCAAGUAAGGAUGGGCUACAUAUACCUAGUUAAUAGUUGAUAAACAUUGUAGUAGAAGUGUUGAAAAUGGCAGAAGUGUAUGGUUGCAUUUUAUGAAGAAAGCUUGAAGAUGUGCAUGUGAAUGAUACAAGCAUGUAGAAUACAGAAAUUCAGCUGUUCUGAUUCACAUCCAAGUAACAUCCACAUCCAUUUAUGUCUCAAAUCCAACCUGUAGAAUUUUGUGUGGGUUGAAGUCAUGUUUUUUUAAUGCUUGCAAGGAAAAGAAAUGUAAAAAAAAACGGUUUAACAAGCUAUUUGCAUUAUAGACAGCUGUGAAGGAGGGUGGGUGAAUAGAUAAUGGUGUUGGUUUCUCAAAAACGUGUAAAUAUGCUAAUAUUCUGGGGAUCCAGUUUUCUUGGGGUGCUUGUGCUUAGACUGAUAACUAUGGGCUAAUUUCUCAUUUAUAUCAGAUCAUUGCAAAAGGUUGGGGUGAAGCAUUUUCUUCUGGGGUGAAAUUUUCUGUCAGUAAAUUAGAGAUUUUUCGGGUUGUAAUUUUGUUAAAAUGAAGCCUGUGUUUUGUGCAUUGUCUUCAAAUACACAAUACUAGAACUCCCUAAGCCAAAUAGCUCAAUUAGUAUAAAUACUCAGCUAAAAAGGGGUGUUUUGGAAGAGUUAACGCUAUUUAGACAUAUUUUGUGAAGUGUAGAACUAAGGUCUUGCAACUAGUUUACAUGAAUUUGUUCCAAUGUUAACAUACAAGUGCGGAUACUACUAUCUUUAUUGAAGAAAUGCCUUACUUGAUAGGUUACACUUUGAUCAUCAUUUGAACUGAUUUUGUUUCAAAUUUUGAUUCUAAGAGAGCAAAAAUUUUGAAAGUGAAGUAUGUGUAGUUAUAGAUGUAGCCAGACUGUGUUCUGAAUGGAUUACACUAGAAAACCCAAAUCUAACGCAACACUGGAGUAUACAAUCUUCCUAAUUUUGUAAUUCUAACCUAUUUCACAGCCGUUACAAUCAAAAUGUGUUAUUUUGCGGUGUAAUUACAUCAACUUGUCAUUUUGUGCACAUUAUUAAGUGCAAGAUGUAAAAUUUCUUAGGGGGGUCAAAAUCAUGUGCAAGCUAAACAUACAAGUCAAGGCAAGGAGGUUUAAUUCCUUAGGGAACUUUUUUGUCCUUUCGUCUGGCUUUUCAGGGGUAACAAAAACUGUAAAGAAAUGUCUGCUAUAGUUUGUAAAAAGGUUGGAAAUGUCAAAUCUAUAGUCACAGUUGAAUUGUUUGUUGCUGAUUUGAUUAUCUUAGUGUUUUCUCAUUAUUUCAAGUCUUGAAUCGUUCACUUCAUAAUGUGAUUGCAAAGUUAACUUCUUUGUGUCAGAAUAUGAAUUCAAUAAAGUUGAUAAGAAAAAAA